CGUGUUAGAAUAAACGCGCAGAAGCUCAAAGCUCAAUGUUUUGGUGCCGCUGAGCGAACUGUUCUGGUGACAUGCCAUCUGAACGAUACGCUGAUUGGGCAUGUAUUUAAGACUCGAUCACGAUGGUCUGCACGCGUCGCUGGAUGGAUCACGCAGCUUGUCGUCAAUAGCCAGCACUGCAGACAUUACAUCGCAACCUCGCUCCUGCAGACGCUUACAUUCCACACGCUGUUUCAGCGCGUCACGGUAUUCGGCUUGGCUUCCUCGCAUCCCGCCGCCUGUAACGCAUUGGCCAAGAUCGCACGCCUCCGAAUGAACGAGAUCGAUCUCGCGUUCAUAGGCGCGAACGCAUCGCGCGUCCUCGCAUCCUCUACAGUUGGCUAUAUCAAGACCGCCGAGCUACGAGGCACCGUGUUCGGCGAUGCGCACGACCCCGCAGUGGUUUCCUCUGCCUUCACAAAUUUCUACGUCAGCCACGUCGAGCCGUUGGAUAUUUUGGAGACGUACGUUGCGCGGUCGAAUUGGUCUUUGGAAGAAUUACUCGAAGGGCAUGAGUUCUUGAUCAUAGUUCCUGUGUCAAAAUGA
Messenger RNA from Heterobasidion irregulare TC 32-1, 585 nucleotides. RefSeq lists its product as uncharacterized. The transcript has 4 exons. Lineage: Eukaryota; Fungi; Basidiomycota; Agaricomycetes; Russulales; Bondarzewiaceae. The annotation marks the transcript as partial. The record is from RefSeq and is a predicted model, not a curated record.